This is a messenger RNA of Entrophospora sp. SA101, 187 nucleotides long. Lineage: Eukaryota; Fungi; Glomeromycota; Glomeromycetes; Entrophosporales; Entrophosporaceae. The record is from the annotation of a GenBank genome assembly.
AUGUCUAUUCAAAACAAUUCAAUAAUUAAUUUGGAUGAUCAAGGAGAUGAAGAAGAUGAAGAGGUUAAUGCUGAAGAUUAUUCACACGAGUCAAGCCUUCUUCCUUCUAACAAAAAAAAAUCAUUCAGAACUGGUAGAAAAUUUUCUAAUAUUUGGAAAUAUUUCAAAGCUGGGAAUCAAGUUGGAC